AACACUCGGUUUGCCAUUGUAAGCCCGCGAGUGGCGAUCUCCAUUCUGCGUUAGACUCUUUGCUUUAAAGCCAUCCACGUGUUCCCUCGGAUCCUGAGCUUUAAUCUGGCUCAGUGGUCGCACUCUCCCACCCGGAGGUUGGUCUGGAUGACUGACAAAUUCUGCAUGUGGAUCAGUAGUGCUGCAACGAUUAAUUGAUUAACUUGAGUAAUUCGAUUAGAAAAAAAGAUUCAAAUUCAAUAAUAAUAAUUCAUGUGGUGUUGUAAUGGUUUGUUUUGAAAGUGUUUGCAUUUAGUUUUAUUGAUUUGGGUGGAAACACUGCCGUCUGGUGGCAACAGUGAAUAUGAGAACUCAUUUCACAUGGCUGAAUCCACCUGCUCCCUGUUAAGACAAACACAAGUUUUCCUUUGAGGUAUUUUUUUAAUGCAUUUGUAAUUUAGAUAUGUGUUCGAACUAGGGUUGUUCCGAUCAUGUUUUUUUGCUCCCGAUCGUUUUAGUUUGCGUAUCUGCCGAUCCCGAUAUUUCCCGAUUCAAUUCCAAUAUUUCCCGAUCAUAUACAUUUUGGCAAUGCAUUAAGAAAAAUAUGAAUAAAACUCGGACGAAUGUAUACAUUCAACAUACAGUACAUAAGUACUGUAUUUGUUUAUUAUGAAAAUAAAUCCUCAAGAUGGCAUUUACAUUAUAAACAUUAUGUGAGAGGGAUCCACGGAUAGAAAGACUUAAAGGAUAAAUGUGACUUUGUAUAUUGUGACUAAAUAUUGCCAUCUAGUGUCUUUGUUGAGCUUUCAGUAAAUGCAGCCAUUUAACUUCUGCCCAAAUGCAUGAUAGGAAGUGCAACCAUGACUGUGCGUAGGGGCACUAAUUGAUAUAUCUUCUCUGCGUUGGGAAAGAACAUAGGGUGUUAAGAAAAUGAUCAACUACUACUUUUCUUCCCCACAUUCCCUCCCAUGUUAUUUUUAAUUGCUGAGAGAACUAUUGUAAGGCUUUAGCCACAUAAACAAUGGCUCCAAAGGCUGUCAAAAUUCCCUCUUCUCAUUAUACGCUGCCUUUUAGCGCUAUCUAUAGGUUAAACGGCGUCUUUAUAGAUUGAACGCGACAAUGCGUGAGUGGGUAGUGCAGCGCAUGCGUUAAUUAUUUAACGUGAUUAAUUAAAAAAAAAUUAAUUACCGCCAUUAACGCAAUAAAUUUGAUAGCCCUACUUUAAGCCAAAACUACUUUGGAUGAGUGAAGACAUUUUGUCUGUAACGUUACAUACAAUUAGAAAACGAUUUAAAUAAUAUGUAUAUAUAUAUAUAUAAAUAUAUAUAUUUUAAAAAGGCAUGUCCGAUAUUUUUUUGCCGAUUCUGAUACUUUGAAAAUGAGGUGGUCGGACCCGAUCGUACAUUUACAUUAAAUUUUAUAGCAUUUAAGCUAGCAGACUUUUGUAAAUUAGCCAAUUUUUCUUUUGUUGUACUUGGAACCUCAUUUUAGAGCUGCAGCGUUCGAUUAUUUUAGUAGUCGAUUAAUCGAGUAAUCGAAUAAGGAACACAAAAAAAUACCUGACGUGAGCCUCAAACGGUAUAAAAAAAAUAAAUGAUAUGUACUGGACAUCAAAAGAACAAUCGGCUAGCUUAAAUGCUACAAAAUGCCAUAGUUUUUAUUUACAAUGCUCUUUAAAAAAUAGUUCAAACACAUAUUCCCACUAAAAAACGGCUAAAUAGACCGUUAAACUGAAUUACGAAUGCAUUAAAAAACAUUAGCUCAAACAAAAACUUAGCUUAUGUUGGUCUUAACAGGGAGUACUGGAUUCCGCCAUGUGAAAUUAGGCAGACUAGAGGGCAGAGUUCAUAAAACCAAAUGCAAACACUUUUGAAACAAACCAUUACUGGAAGCAGCAAAAUUUAAUUUGAAUAUUUUUUUUCUAAUCGAAUACUCGAGUUAAUCGUUGCAGCACUACCUCAUUUAUUAAUUUUUUUUCAUACCGUUUGAGGCUCAGCUCAGGUAUUUAAAUUUUUUAUGUCCCUUAGCCGAUUACUCGAUUAAUAGACUACUAAAAUGAUCGAUAGCUGCAGCCCUACGGAUAAGUAUUGUAUAUCCAUCUAGCAAAAAAAGUUGCAUGAACUCUCUUCGUGAUCACGUAUGUUCAAUCAUCAAUAAAUGUUUUGUUUCUGUGUCCAGAGGAAAUCCAGCAGAGCGAAGGAGAAGAAAGCACGGCGUCUGGAGGAGAGGGCAGCCAUGGACGCCGUCUGUGCUAAGGUGGACGCUGCCAAUAAGCUUGACGAUCCACUGGAUUCCUUUCCUGCCUUCAAAAAAUACGACAGGAACGGAUUAAACCUACAAAUCGAGUGCAAGAGAGUGACUGCCCUCAACCCGUUGUCUGUGGAGUGGGCCUUCGAACUCACCCGAGCAAACAUGCAAACGCUCUACGAGCAGAGCGAAUGGGGCUGGAAGGAGCGCGAGAAGAGGGAAGAGAUGAAUGACGAGAGAGCGUGGUACCUAUUGGCCCGAGACGGCGAAUCCGCCCCAGUGGCUUUCUCUCACUUCCGAUUCGACGUGGAGUGCGGGGAGGAGGUGCUUUAUUGCUACGAGGUGCAGCUGGAGAGCAGAGUGCGAAGGAAAGGACUCGGCAAAUUCCUCAUCCAGAUUUUACAGCUCAUAGCUAACAGUACACAUAUGAAAAAAGUCAUGCUGACAGUUUUCAAACACAACCACGGCGCGUAUCAGUUCUUCCGAGACGCUCUCCAGUUCGAGAUGGACGAGACCUCGCCCAGCAUGUCCGGCUGCUGCGGCGACGACUGCUCGUUCGAGAUCCUGAGCCGGCGGACCAAGCACGGCGAGGUUUCAGUGGGUCACAGCCACGGCGGCGGUCAUUGCGGCGGCUGCUGCCACUGAUUGUUCGGCUGCAGAUAUCGGUGUUACGGAUUGACAUUUGUGUUUUCCCUGCUGUAAGAGAGCAGCAUGCGGUGUGAGCUUCGGUUAAUUUCGUCCUUUUCCGUCAUCUCCUCCUUAAUCACGACGACUCUGAGCGCUCGUUGUCGUUGUCACUGUAAGAAAAGUUUACGACUUAUUGCAGUGACGCUGUAAAUGCACAUCUCGCCUUUUUGAUGAUUUUGUUUUUAGCAUGCCUUCCUUGUGUUGCUUAACAGCUCUUUUGUUGAGUUAAGUCUUAAUGACAAAGCGUGCCACAGUCUUGCAGCUGAUUUGUAGUAAAUCCUUGGAUUUCUUACAUGGUCACCUUGAACGGACUCAUUACCCACAUGCCUUUUCACCCUUAAAAAUCCCCGGUUUAUAUUUGAUCUGAAUGAGAGUUAGUUGGUAUGUUUACAAAACCUACAGGGUACGUGAAUGCUAGCUUCAUUCCAUUUGAAUAACAAUCUGCUUUUUAAGUUCUGGGGGAAUAGUUGGAGGUGCAAUCAAAAACAAAAGAACCCACGACUAGAAGUCCCGACCACUGCUUAGUACGACGGAGUAUUAAGAAGAAUCGUACUAGGAGUAUAAAUGAAAAAUGUAUGGAUGCAUAAUAUAGCGAAAUUAGCUUGCUACGGACUUUACGUAGCAGCUUUUAAAUAUGAUUUUGUUCCGUCGGCACUACUCUGAAUCAACUUUCUCUUGAUCUCGACUCACUUUGUGUAUAUAAACAUGUUCUCACGGAUUUCAUCUUGAAGACAAACUUUCUGAAACGUGAACGAGUUUGACUGAUCCUUACUCUGCAGUCCUUCACCUCUACGAAAGGGAACUUCAAGUCCUUCUGCCGUGUCAGUGUUUCGUUCCUAUGUUACACAUCCAAUAAAGUUCUUUGACUUUUGUAA
This is a messenger RNA of Corythoichthys intestinalis (scribbled pipefish), 3788 nucleotides long. RefSeq names its product N-alpha-acetyltransferase 40, NatD catalytic subunit (gene naa40). The record is from RefSeq and is a predicted model, not a curated record. Bases 2137 to 2871 code for a protein of 244 amino acids. Gene Ontology annotation, molecular function: protein N-terminal-serine acetyltransferase activity; histone H4 acetyltransferase activity; histone H2A acetyltransferase activity. NCBI's taxonomy places the organism in Eukaryota, Metazoa, Chordata, Actinopteri, Syngnathiformes, Syngnathidae. Gene Ontology annotation, cellular component: nucleus. The transcript is spliced from 7 exons.